CGCCCCAUUCAAACAGUCAGGAAACUACGAAGUUUUUCUAUUGUGCACUAAGGAUUCCUAUUUCUAUAUAACAACCAUUAACAGUUAGUAAAACUCAGUCGUUAUAAAACCUAUUUUGUUUGUUUGUUUAGCGCUUCUCUGUUAUUUGGUUUUAUGUGCGGUUCAGGCACGAGAGAGACGGAGCAGAUUCCUCCACCGUAAUCAUGUUUAUUAAAGCAGAUUUGACGGAACUCUACAGCGAAACAAGGGACAUUGUUUUACUCUCGGUCUUCCUGGCAAUUUUGAACGGCGUGUCUGGUGAUGCGGGUGAAACAAAGAAACUGUCCAUUUUCGAGGGAGAUUCUGUUACUUUACACACUAACCUUACUGAAAUACACAAGAUUGAUCUGAUGAUGUGGAUGUAUGGAGCUCAGGGGUCUAUUAUUGCUAAACUCAAUGGAAAAAAUCAGAUUAUUUCAUUUUAUGAUGUUGAUGAUGGGAGAUUCGGAGACAGACUGCAGCUGGACAAUCAGACGGGAUCUCUGACCAUCAGUGACAUCAGGACCAAACACUCUGGAGAUUAUCAGCUCAGGAUCAUCGGCAGCGAGACCUCGUACAGGACAUUCAGUCUGACCGUCCACGAUGUGUUUUUUGCUGGGAUAACAAACAAGAAAGUAGGAGAAUCUGUCACUCUCCAUACUGGUGUUAAUGAAAUCCAGAAACAUGAUGUGAUUCUGUGGAUGUUCGGACUGUUGAGUCCAGACACUUUCAUAGCUGAAAUCAACAUUAUAGUCAAUAAGGUCUCAUAUAGUGAAGAUGAGAGAUUGAGAGACCGACUACAGCUGGAUGAUCAGACUGGAUCUCUGACCAUCACAAACAGCAGAACCACAGACACAGGAGUUUAUCAACUACAGAUCACCAACAGUAAAGAGACCUUCUACAAGAGAUACAAUGUUUUUGUUGAUGCUCCUGAACCAGGUCUGUCUUCAGGUGGUUUAGCCACACUGGUUUGUAUCUGUGUGAUUUUGGCUGUGGCUGCAGCUGUAACUGCUGGUGUGUGUUGCUAUCGCCGCAAGUGCUCGAAUCGAACAGAUCAAAUGAAGACAAAAGAAGUGACAGAGGGAGAUUCUGUCACACUAGACACUGGUAUAACUGAACUACAUAAAUAUGACCAAAUACUCUGGAGUUUCGGAACUCGGGGCACUGUCAUUGCUCAAAUUCCUGAAAGGACCAAUAAGACCUCAUUUAAGGAUGAUCAAAGAUUCAGAGACCGACUGCAGCUGAACAGUGAAACUGGAGAUCUGACAAUCCGAGACAUCAAAAUCACACAGUCGGGAGAUUAUCAGCUGAAGAUCCGCAGCGCCAGAGAGACCAAAUCUAUAAAAUUCAAGCUUAUUCUCUAUGUGGACUUGCUGCGAUUCGCAGAAGGAGAAAAUGUCACUCUAGACACUGGUGUUAGUGAACUAAAGAGGGAUGAGCAGAUUCUCUGGAGCUUUGGAUCUGAAGACACUAUUAUAGCUAAAAAAGAUCGAAACCCCAAUCAAACAGCCAAUGAUGAUGGGAGAUUCGGAGACAGACUGCAGAUGGAUGAUCAGACUGGAUCUCUCACCAUCACGAACACCAAAAGCACAGACUCUGGAGUUUAUCACCUUCAAAUCAGCACAAGAAAUAGUGUCUUGUAUAAGAAGUUUAGAGUUACUGUAUGGCUGGACACACUAAAAGUGAGAGCGGGAGACUCUGUCAUUCUAAACACUGGAAUUACUGAACUAGAGGCGGACAGUAAGAUACUGUGGACACAUGGAGAUAAUGACACUUGCAUUGCUAAAAUCAACAGAGCCACCAAUAAGAUGUCAUUGUAUCAUGGUAAUGACGUGAGAUUCAGAGACAGAUUGCAGCUGGAUCAUCUGACGGGAUCUCUGAGCAUCUGGAACAUCAGCAUCGCACAUUCUGAUGUUUAUAAACUACAGAUCAGCAGCAGCCGCAGACGGAGCAAAUGCAAAAGAUUUGUGGUCAUUGUCGAUGAAAACAAAGUGUCAGUGAUGGAGGGAGAUCAUGCCGAACUAAACACUGGUGUUAGUGAACUACAGAGAGACGCUCUGAUACUCUGGAUGUUUGGCCCCAGAGACAGUCUUAUAGCUAAGGCUGAUAUGGAGAACAAUAGGAUAUCUACAUAUGAUGGUGUUGGUGGGAGAUUCAGGGACAGACUGGAGCUGGACCGUCAGACUGGAUCUCUGAGCAUCACAAACACCACAAACACUGACUCUGGACUUUAUAAACUCAAGAUCAUCAGCAGCAGAGAGACCAAAUAUAAGCGAUUCAGAGUUACAGUCCGUGCAGGGAACAGAAGCAGAGAGACAAAUAGAGAAGAUGCUGUGGAAUCCUGUCAGAGAGAAAACUCAGAGGACAUACCAUUGCUUCAGAUCUACAGCGGUACUAGUGUUUGACAGUUUAGUAUUAUUCCCAUUUGAAAAAUCAAACAAAUGUUACACUUUUCAAAGAUGAGGCGAUGCUCUUCCUUUGUGCAACACAUUUAUUUCUGUAUAAAAGUAUGAAAAGGACAGGUUAGAUCGGGAACACUCUCUGUAGCGUGUACACUCAAACUCACUCGUUACAUACUGAGCGCUCUUUCACUCUAUUAGCGUCAGCUUUCUUAACAGUAUCAAAAAUAAUGUAUCAAAGUGCAAGCAUUUAUGCAUAUUCAUGACACUGACUGGACACACCAUCACACUAUCCAUUAAAGUUACCUUUUCUAAACCCAUUAACACUAUAACACAAUAAAUCUAAACAUGUUCAAUACUCACUCUUACACUGUGCAGCGGUAAGUAUAGUAAAUCACAUUAAAGUAUCACAUUAUCACACACUGUUAAUAUAAAUACAGGCGAGUAAUGUACAAACUCUCUACUCAAACAUUGAAUAUUACACUUUAGUAUAGCUACAUUACUCCAGUGUUUAUAAUUGUAUCAACUUUUCUUAUUUCUCUUUUUUUACCAUUUUAUGAAUUACUUUAAUCACAGUUUGAACCCAAUACCAGUUUCUAUAUAUUAACAUUACACUCUCAGCAAAUGGAUAGUAAAAUCAUUAACACACUGAGUCUGAUU
This is a messenger RNA of Onychostoma macrolepis, 3077 nucleotides long. RefSeq lists its product as uncharacterized. Lineage: Eukaryota; Metazoa; Chordata; Actinopteri; Cypriniformes; Cyprinidae. The transcript has 9 exons. The record is from RefSeq and is a predicted model, not a curated record. Bases 204 to 2423 code for a protein of 739 amino acids.